Candidula unifasciata is the source of this 2867-nucleotide messenger RNA. Lineage: Eukaryota; Metazoa; Mollusca; Gastropoda; Stylommatophora; Geomitridae. The record is from the annotation of a GenBank genome assembly.
CAAAUCAGCUCUAUGUCUGUCAGUAGUGCCUCCUCCAAUGCCUCACCCUGUUUGUUGGCUGUGGUGUUGCCCCAUAGCCCAUCCCUUGCAUUAAAGUCACCAAACGUGAUGGUGUUGUUGAACAGUAUGGCAUUAACUAGACCACAGCUGCCUGAGAAACCCCCUGUGGCAGCCAAGCCUAGAUUCAAACCCCCUCUCCUGCCUCCAAAACCAUCUGCUUCCCUCUUCAUAUUGUCACCACCAUCUACAACAAAAGCAUCUUCCAUUAACAAUAACACUUAUAAACCCCAGAAAUCUGAGACUGGGAAGAAAGCGGCCGUUCCUCCACCAAUUCCCAAGAACCCUCCCCGUGCUGGAGUCUUGAAGAAGUCCAGAAGUUUAAGCGCAAGGUUGUCACAAGAAGUGGAGACAACCCCAGCUUCAGCAGCUAGUCAUCAAGACUCCCAGAGUGUGUCACUCUCCUGUGGUAAUACAGGGGACAGCAAAGGGAAGACAGCUGAUUAUGAUCUGAGACAUUCUUUCAGAGCUGACAGUCAACAGAGCACCAGAGAUAAGGUUCAGAAGCUUCUGCAGCGACAUCAGCACACACUAGCUUCUGGAAGCAAUAGAAGCAACACAUCUACACAAGCUGUUGGCACUAAUACAAGGCCAGUACCUGUAACAACCAGUAUUACAGAUAGUCAGUUCAGAGACCAACAUUCUAAAACACUUCCAAAGCCUAAGCUAAGAUCUGCUUCAGCUUUGUGGUCAUCACUUGAGCCCGACAUCACCUCUAGUAAGUUCAGAACUGUCAACAGUAGCAAACCUGAUCGCAAUAAGCUGGACAAUAUAUCUGUACCACAGAAUACCAAACUGAAUUUCAGCACUGUAAGAAAAUCUGAGUUAGGGUACAAAGAAGUUUUUAGAGGUGAUACAGGUGUAGAUACACAUCCACAUUGCACAGGCAGAGUUCUUUCAUGUGAACUUGGCAAAGGCGGGCAGUCACAAAACACUGCUGAGGUAAGUGUCCAAAGUGGUAAAGAACCAAAGGAAGUAGACGGCAGAGGAUUUCCUCAGUAUAAUGCUAAACCUGAAACUUCAGAUGAUUUUCCAAGCCUGUUGAGAGAUCAACCAGAAGACACUUGUGAUAUGCUCAAAGAGAUCGAGGAACUGCUGAAGACAAAACUUGGGUGUUUAGAAUUUGACGAAGAACAUAAAGAUACAACAGAAGCCAUUAUAGAUUCCUGUGAUGAUGUCUGUAAACAGAACUGUGAGCCCAGCAGUGGGCCUAACAGAGUAAUAUCCCUUGUGGGAAGUGUUCCUAAGCCCAGCCAGUGUGAGUCUUCUUCCUCUGGUCCUCCAAGACUGGGACUUAAAGUUGGUGAAUGUAGCAACUUGAGAAACUUUGGGUCAGGAGCAAGAGCUGCAGAUGGAUUUACUGGUGAUUUUCCCCAUCAUCAGACUUUGGCUGAGAGUACUAAAGUAACUUCUGGUCCAGACAGAAAGGUCAGCCCACCAAAACCCAAACGUACUUUUACUCAUUGUGCCAGCAACGUACCCUAUCCUGUCUCAGUUCAUCAACCUGUCAGAGAGGAGGGAAUACCUUUCAGUGAUCACACUGAUAUUUUGGAAAAGAAUCAGCUUGUAGACUCAGAUCCUCCUCCAUUACCACCUAGAAAUAAACCAAGGAGUGUAAGUCUAAGAGAAAUUGUGGAGACAGAUUCUUCAAGUCCUAAAAGAAGCUCGCCACUGGCCAUAGAGUCCUGUGUGACAAUACAUUCACAGACAAGGGAUACCAAAAUCCCAGACCCUUCACCAGCACAGCUGCAGCAGACUGCCCAGCCAGGUACUCAGCUGAUUUCCCCGGCACGUAAAGCCUCAAAGUCUAGACUGUCCAGAGAAUCUCUGCCACCACCACCUCCAGGACCUCCACGGAGAGCUGCAACAUUCAGUCCAGGAGAUAGCAGACUGCCAGGUCAAAGGUCAAUGCAGAGAAAAGCCAAGAAAGUCCUCUUCAUAGCAAAAGAAAUUGUGUCUUCUGAAAGCACAUUUGUUGAUGUUCUACGUCUGUUGAAUGUGGACUUCCGAGUGCACAUUUCAAAAUCAGGAGAGCAAUGCAACCAUCCCAUUGUGCCAGCAGAGACUAUGAAUAAAAUCCUGGACUUCCUUCCGCAGCUUCAGAAUCUGAAUGAAGACUUGCUGAAGGACCUCAGUGAGAGAGUAGAGCAUUGGGACGUGAAUCCUCGGCUUGCAGAUGUCUUUGUCAAGAAAGGACCUUUCCUGAAGCUGUACACUUCAUACAUACGCAACUUUGAAAAUGCAACCACAGCCUUAGAGGAGGCCUGUAAGAGGAACUCGGCAUUUGCAGCGGCUGUAAAAGAGUUUGAGAUGAGUUCCAGAUGUGCUAGAUUGGCUCUGAAACACUACAUGCUGAAACCCAUUCAAAGGAUCCCUCAGUACAAGCUGUUAUUGCAAGACUACUUGAAACACUUGGCCCAAGAUUCCCCUGAUUACAAAGAUACCAUCAAUGCUCUCAGUAUAGUCAGUGAGGUUGCUGAACAUGCCAACAACAGCAUGAGACAGGGGGAUCAUCUUCAGAAGCUUCUGGAGGUUCAGAGGUCACUGGUCGGACAGUUUGAGGUCAUUCAGCCAGGAAGAGUUCUGAUAAAGCAGGGUGAGCUACAGAAACUGUCCCGCAGAGAAAUGCAGCCAAGAAUGUUCUUCCUGUUCAGUGAUGUGCUGUUGUAUACAACUCCCACAAGCAUAGGAUACAAGAUCAACAACAUUUUGUCUCUCACUGGCAUGAAGAUUAACUCUCCAAACUUGGAACAUUACAAGUUUGAAUUCAACAUUAUCAGUGUCCAACGCUCUUUUACUCUCUGUGCUAG